This is a messenger RNA of Caenorhabditis remanei, 2460 nucleotides long. RefSeq lists its product as uncharacterized. Gene Ontology annotation, biological process: innate immune response. Lineage: Eukaryota; Metazoa; Nematoda; Chromadorea; Rhabditida; Rhabditidae. The transcript has 7 exons. Bases 1 to 2460 code for a protein of 819 amino acids. The record is from RefSeq and is a predicted model, not a curated record.
AUGCCAAUAGUUUUCAAUCAGGAAGCUAUCAAUGGGAUUAUCUUCACUCUUCAUUUCCAAAAGGACACCCCAAGCAUUGCUCAUCAGAAACUGAUGGAAAUGGCAGGAGAGGAAGUGAUGAAUCUCGAUCAAGUCAUCGAGUUUUUCAAGAAGAUUGAUAACGGAGAAUUCUGCUUGGAGGAGGAAGUCGAGUCACUGACUUUAUUGGGUCAGGUUCUUAAUAUUCCAAACUUUGUUGGAAAGUAUUUGGAUAUUGAUUCGAGAAUAUACUCAAUUUCUGCCCUCGAAGUCUGGUAUUCAAGAAGAACAAGACUCCGCCUCCGUAAGACCUGCAAAACCAUUCGGAAAAUCAUCAAUGAAAUGCCGCUACACAUAGAGUGCCUCCAAUACAAAUGCAAUGGAAACACUAUUGAGAUAUCUACAAAUGAAGACAUGAAGAUCAUUUACGUAAUCAUGGAAGAACAUGGAUUGGUAGUGACUAAUGGAAAUAGAUGGAAAUUCAUCCAUGCGGAAAACAAUGAAAAGCAGAUUAAGAUAAUUCAGCGGGACUUGAUGACGAUUCUUUGUAGUCAGAAGCUGAAAAUUGACACUUUGAGAAUCGAGAACGAUCAGAUAUCUGUUUUUGAUAUAAGAGGUUAUGAUGACAGCACUCAGAUUGGGAAGAGAGCACUAUGGAGAACUUUGAACCAAGUGCUCGGCAAACUACAGGUCAGAAAGUUGGAGUACUUUGUUGAAGAAGUGGAUGAUUUGUUGAUAGAAACAUUGGAAAAGAUAGAUCCGGAGCAUCUCAAAUUCCUUCAACUCAGAAUCAAUCGAUAUGUCCGUAUUCGGGCCGAAGAUUGGGAAUACUUGUAUAAUCUGGAACAAUGGAAACGUUUGACAACGUUAACUAUUCGUUUUCCGCAACUCAGUGCAUCGGACAUUCUCAGCUUCUACACUCAUUUUGAGAAUGCUCUUUUGGAAAUCCCCGAUUUUUUCAAGCGCGAAGAUGCAAUUUCGAAGCCCGAUGUAGUCUUGCAGAUAAAACAGAAACUCCUUGAAAACCCAAAUCUGGAACAGUUCAUAAUUUGUGCAUCGGAAGAUAUGAGCGAUUCAGAUUUCGAUGAUAUAAACGCAAGUCUCCAACAAUACAACAUCAACAAUGCUCCGUAUCCGUGCUGGAUUAGUAUUCCAGAUCCGGAUUCUGAUAAGAAAUUGGAAUUGUUGGUGAAGAAGAAGAUUAUAUGGUUCAAAGGACCGUGUUAUGUAAAGGGAGAGUGGGAAGAAGGUAGUAGUGAUGAGGAUGAUGAGGAGGACGAAGAUGAAGAAGAUGAAGGUGAGAGUAUGGAGAAUAUGACCAUGUCGAUCGUUUUCAACAAUGAUGAAGUUGAGGUGAAACCGGAAGCGACGCUAGCACAGAUUUUUAAUGUACCAGAUUUUGUUGGGAAGUAUUUGGAUAUUGACACGAGAUUUUGCCUCCGUGCAACCUGCACCACCAUCCGGGAAAUCAUCAAUGAGAAGCCGCUGCACAUUGAUCAUCUCAACUACAAUAGCAAUGGAAAUGCUAUUCUGAUUUCUACAAAUGGAACCUUGAAAGUCUCUUACCAAAUCAUUGAAGAAGGAUUGAGAGUGAGAUACUGGGAUCGAAUGAGGCUGAUUAAUGCAAUAAGCAAGGAAGAGAAAGUUGAAAUAAUUCAAAGGGAUCUGAAGUCGAUUCUUGGUAGUGAGAAGCUGAGAAUUGGCACUUUUGAAAUCGAAAACAAUCACAUAUCUGGUGUAUAUGAUGAGAAGCCACCUAUUGGACUGAGAGCACUACGGAACACUAUGAGCCAAGUGCCCAACAAACUGAAGAUCAGCAAUUUGGUGUACUGGGCUGUAGAGUUGGAUGAAGUUUUUAUAGUAACAUUGAAGAGGAUUGACCCGGAGCAUUUCAAAUGCCUUAAACUUACGGUCGCACCUUUUUUUAAUAAUUGCACCCCAAUUUGGAAAGAUUUGUAUGAUCUGGAAGAAUGGAAACGCUUGAAAUCGUUGAAAGUUUAUAAUUGGCAACUGACUUUAUCGGACAUUCUCAGAUUCUUCACUCAUGUAGAGAAUGCUCAUUUUGAAAUUGCCACUUUUUACAAUACCUCGGAUUCCACGACUCUACAAAAUUUUGUAAUGGAGCUUAAAGAUAAACUCCUUGAAAACUCCAAUCUGAAACAGUUCAAAAUUCGUGCAGACAAAAAGAUGUUGGAUUCUGAUUUUGAAGAUAUAAGAGCAAGCCUCCAACAAUACAACACCACGUACCCGUGCUGGGUUACCAUUCCAUACCCGGAUUCUGAUAAGAAAUUGGAAUUGUUGCUGGAGAGGAAUAUGAUAAUGUUCAAGGGACCGUGUUAUGUGGAAGGAGAGGGAGGAGAAGAGUGUGAGGAUGUAGAAGAAGAAAAAGAAGAAGCCGCUGAGGAAGGAGAAGAUGAAGAUGAGGAGGUGCCUUGGAUCUGA